AAUAUAUUUGCGGUAGUCUGGCAACAUUAGAGUGCUAAAGUGUCGAAAAGUCACAAAGUUUUAAGAUAUUUAAGAAUAUUUGCGAAAUAAACUAAGAAUAGUGAGUCAUAUUGACUGAAAACUGCACACAAUGGUGUAUAUACACUUUCCAAAUAAUCUAACUGAAGAGGAACAUAUGCUGCAAGCGAAAUAUCAAAAACUGAAGAAAAAGAAAAAAGCUUUACAAGCCCACAAGGCGCCCAAACAAGAGCCGGAGAGCGCUCUGACCUUAAAGCGACCCACAGAUGCGCGUGAUGCACGGGAAGUGGCUCGCAAGCUAAUCAAAAGCGGCGCCAUUCCAGCCAUACAAAAGCAACAGACCAAGCAGGACCAGACCUCAUUUAAGCGUCCCAAAGGCCAGGAGCGAGCCAAGCGCUCCACUUCAGAAACAAGCGUUGCUGCGUACCAGCCAUUCUCGUCCACACAGAACGAUGUGGCACAGGAAACCAUUAUCAGUGAAAUCAUAAAAGAGGAGCCACGCCGCCAGAAUUUGUACCAGCACUUUGCAACGGAACGUGAUCGCGAAGAGCGUGGGCUGACAGAGAAGGUGACGCUAGAUACGACACAGCCGGAGAAGCCGCGCGCUGGCAACACGAUUUUCGUGUCGGGCAACAAGGUUACCGAGGAAUUCCUCAAGAAAACGUUUAAUGAUUACGGUACCAUAGUCAACGUUUCGAUGGAGAUCGAAAAGAGCCGAGGCUUUGUUUCGUUCGCCAAGCCGGAAUCAGCUGAUCGAGCUAUAGCCGAAAUGCACGGCAAGAGCGUCACUGGCAUUGUCCUGCAAGUGCAGCUGGCACGUCGCCAGCCGCAAAUUGAACCAAUUAACGAUGCGUCAUCCUCAGCGGUUUGGUCGUCUAUUGCGGCCAGCAAAUCGCAGAAGGGCAGUCACAAAGACCUGCGCCAAAUGGUUCAAUAUAAUGAUGAUUUCCUAAUGUAAACCCAUUUAGAUUAGUCGCAUGCGU
Messenger RNA from Drosophila novamexicana, 1001 nucleotides. RefSeq names its product negative elongation factor E (gene Nelf-E). Gene Ontology annotation, molecular function: RNA binding. Gene Ontology annotation, cellular component: NELF complex. The transcript has 4 exons. Gene Ontology annotation, biological process: negative regulation of transcription elongation by RNA polymerase II. The record is from RefSeq and is a predicted model, not a curated record. NCBI's taxonomy places the organism in Eukaryota, Metazoa, Arthropoda, Insecta, Diptera, Drosophilidae. The coding region runs from base 131 to 976 and encodes 281 amino acids.